UGAGAGUGUGUGUCAGGACUUAAGCCAGACUAUUUUCUCUCUCUCAUACGAAGAAUCCAUCAAGCUCAGGCCAACACUUACUAGUGACAUUUAAAAUAAAUUAAUUAAUUCACCUUCUCUUUUUUCGUCUUCUUCUUACUUAAAAAAAAACCAGCUUUACCUUUCCCCCCCCACACACUUCUUCUUUUAUCUCUCUCUACCUUUGUUUCUCUCAUUAGCUAUUGCAGGGUUUUUGAUCAGCUUGAAAAUAUCCAUAGCCAUGGACACAGCUAAAUGGCCUCAGGAAUAUAUUGUGACGCCAAUGAACGAGACAUGCUUGAGACAGUCAAAUCCUGCCGCUGCUGCUGCUGCUGCUGCUGCUGCUCCAGUGGAGAAGAAGGCAAAACCGGAGAAAGACCAGGCUUUGAACUGUCCAAGAUGCAACUCCCUAAACACCAAGUUCUGUUACUACAACAACUACAGCCUCACUCAGCCCAGGUACUUCUGUAAAGACUGCAAGAGAUAUUGGACCCAAGGUGGCUCCCUCAGGAACAUACCCAUCGGCGGUGGCAUCCGGAAGAACAAGAGAUCUUCCUCUUCUUCCAAUUCCAGCUCCUCUUCCUCUUCAAAGAAAACUCUUUUUGCCGACAACAAAACGCCACCACCACUUCAACAGCUAAACCUUAAGACUGCUGAGAAUAACCACGUGGCAGCGGCGGCUAAAGUUCAAGAGUUGGCGUACUCUCAUGGUCUUGGUAACGCCCACGAGGCCAAAGAUCUCAAUUCAGCGUUUUCUCAAGGGUUUGGGAUUGGUCAUCAUCAUCAUCAUCAAAGUAUUCCUGAGUUUCUACAAGUAGCGCCCAGCAGUGCACUUGUAUCAACCUCAUCGGCUUUGGAGCUUUUAGGGAUCUCUAAUUCCUCGGCCACCUCCUCUAACUCACACCCUACUUUCGUGACUUAUCCUAACGUUCAUGAUUCGUCGGUGUUCACCGCAGCAUCACCUGGAUUUGGUCUGAGUUACCCACAGUUUCAAGAGUUCAUGAGACCACCUUUGGGGUUCUCUCUUGAUGGUGGGGAUCCUAUACAUCAAGAAGAGGGGUCCAGUGGCACUGACAUUGGAAGGCCUUUGCUGCUUUUUGAGAGCCUGAAACUUCAUGUUUCAUCAUCAAGCACCAAUAGUGGUGGUGCCAAUGGGAAUGAUCAUGAGCGUGAGAAAGAAGAAGGAGAAGCUGACAAUUCUGUUGGGUUUUGGAAUGGCAUGCUAAGUGCUGGUGACUCGGCUGCCUCUGCUGGUGGACCAUGGCAAUAAUUAUAGUCAAGGAGAGUUUCUUAUAAGAGAAAAAAAAAGAACUAAAGAAAAGAGAAGCGUGCAGUUUAAAUUGUUCAUCCAAAUUUUAGAAGAUGAAGGUUAACUAACUACCCUCUGGGUGUUUACUAUCUUUAACUUGUUGGGUUGGGGAUGAAUGGCUUUGUAUUAUUAUCAAUCCCAGUUAAUUAUCUAACUGUUAUUGAUUAUGUUUGUUUCAGUACCGAAUGGUGUAGUGCAUCUCAAAUGAAAUCUAUCUUAUUAAAACAGAAACAUUCUGUUAGACCUAA
Messenger RNA from Raphanus sativus (radish), 1575 nucleotides. RefSeq names its product dof zinc finger protein DOF1.8. The record is from RefSeq and is a predicted model, not a curated record. Gene Ontology annotation, biological process: regulation of DNA-templated transcription. Gene Ontology annotation, molecular function: DNA-binding transcription factor activity; DNA binding. The coding region runs from base 260 to 1288 and encodes 342 amino acids. NCBI's taxonomy places the organism in Eukaryota, Viridiplantae, Streptophyta, Magnoliopsida, Brassicales, Brassicaceae. The transcript has 2 exons.